AUGAUUCAAUUACUUCCUCUAAUUUUUCUGCUAACUGCAUUGUUUGAUGCGGUCCUAUCAUCACCAAUACCAAAAUUAGGUGAUGAUUCAGUACAGUUUGUUCAUGAACAAAAUAAAAAACGUUAUUUUGAUUAUGGUAACAUGGGCGAGCCAAUCCGUGGUGUUAACAUCGGUGGUUGGUUAGUGUUAGAACCUUACAUUACUCCAAGUAUUUUCGAAGCCUUCCGCACAAAUGAUUAUAACGACGACGGAAUUCCUGUUGAUGAAUACCAUUUCUGUAAGUGGUUAGGUUAUGACGAAGCUCAAAAUCGUUUGGUUGAACAUUGGGACAGCUUUUACACUGAAGACGAUUUUGCUAAUGUUAAAAAAUUAGGUUUCAAUAUGGUUAGAAUUCCAAUCGGUUAUUGGGCUUUCGAAACUUUAUCUUCUGAUCCAUACGUAACAGGGCUACAAGAAAGCUACUUGGACAAAGCUAUUGGUUGGGCUUCCAACAAUGGUUUAAAAGUCUGGGUUGAUCUACAUGGUGCUCCAGGUUCUCAAAAUGGUUUUGAUAACUCUGGUUUAAGAGGACAAAUUGAAUUUUUACAGGAUGAAAACUUAAAUGUCACAACCAAAGUCAUCGAUUAUAUUUUGAAAAAGUACUCUUGCGAUGAAUACUUAGACACUGUUAUUGGUAUCGAAUUAAUCAACGAACCUUUGGGUCCUGCUAUUGAUGUUAAUAAGUUAAGAGAUGAUUAUUAUUUACCUGCAUUUGACUACGCAAGAAACGAUUUGAAAACUAAUCAAGUUUUGGUUAUCCAUGAUGCAUUCGAGCCAUAUCACUUCUGGGAUGAUUUCUUAACUUUGACUAACAAAGAAUGGGGUGUUGUCGUUGACCAUCACCAUUAUCAAGUUUUUUCACCGGGUGAAUUAUCCACUACUAUGGAUCAAAAGAUCAAUAUUGCAUGUAACUGGGGGUCUGGUACCAUUAGUGAAUCUCAUUGGACUGUUGCAGGUGAAUUCUGUGCUGCAUUGACCGAUUGUACUAAAUGGUUAAACGGUGUUGGUGUCGGUGCUCGUUAUGACGGUAGUUAUAAUACAGCUGCCGGUGGCUCAUACUACAUUGGUUCAUGUAGCAACAAUGAAGAUAUUGACAGCUGGUCAGAUGAAAGAAAGGCAAAUACUAGAAAAUACAUUGAAGCUCAACUUGAUGCAUUUGAAUUAAGACAAGGUUGGGUUUUCUGGUGUUUCAAGACAGAAAAUAGUAUUGAGUGGGAUGCUCAGAAAUUAGCAUCUAAUGGUUUAUUACCACAGCCAUUGACUGAUAGACAAUAUCCAAACCAAUGUGGUUUCAAUUAA
Molecule: messenger RNA, 1338 nt
Organism: Vanderwaltozyma polyspora DSM 70294
Lineage: Eukaryota; Fungi; Ascomycota; Saccharomycetes; Saccharomycetales; Saccharomycetaceae
Product: glycoside hydrolase family 5 protein
Exons: 1
Coding region: 1-1338 (445 amino acids)
Biological process (GO): glucan catabolic process
Cellular component (GO): extracellular region; cell surface
Molecular function (GO): glucan exo-1,3-beta-glucosidase activity
Source: RefSeq, a predicted model, not a curated record